Messenger RNA from Canariomyces notabilis, 1401 nucleotides. Its product is annotated as PLP-dependent transferase. The transcript is spliced from 2 exons. Bases 1 to 1401 code for a protein of 466 amino acids. The record is from RefSeq and is a predicted model, not a curated record. Lineage: Eukaryota; Fungi; Ascomycota; Sordariomycetes; Sordariales; Chaetomiaceae.
AUGGGGUCCACAACUUUCGACCUCCCUGUUAGAGCGCAGGACGCCUCCGGGACCAGCGAGCCGGUGAAGUUCGGCAAGGAAUUGAGGGAGCAGCACUUCCUCUUCGACCCGUCGUACCGCAACCUGAAUCAUGGUUCUUACGGGACCAUUCCCCGCGCCAUCCAGGCCAAGUUGCGCGAAUUCCAAGACCGCGCCGAGGCCAUGCCGGACCCCUUCAUCCGCUACAAGCGGCGCGACCUACUCGAUGAGUCGCGAGCAGCAGUUGCCGAGCUCCUACGGGUACCCACCGCCACCGUCGUGUUUGUGAACAACGCCACAAUCGGCGUCAACACGGUCCUCCGCAACAUUGUCUGGAACGCGGACGGCAAGGAUGAGAUCCUCUUCUUCGACACCAUCUAUGGCGGCUGCGCCAGGACCAUCGACUACGUUGUCGAAGACCGCCAGGGCGCGGUAUCCUCACGCUGCAUCACACUGUCCUACCCGUGCGAAGACGACGAGGUCGUGGCAGCCUUCCACGCCGGCGUCAAGGCUUCCAUCGACGCGGGCAAGCGGCCCCGGCUGUGCCUUUUCGACGUCGUCUCGUCCCUUCCCGCAGUCCGUUUCCCGUUCGAGGCCAUCACCGCGGCGUGCAGAGAGGCCGGGAUCCUGUCGCUGAUCGACGGCGCGCAGGGCAUCGGCAUGGUCGACCUGGACCUCGGCGCCGUCGACCCUGACUUCUUUGUCAGCAACUGCCACAAGUGGCUGCACGUGCCGCGUGGAUGCGCCGUCUUUUACGUGCCACUGCGCAACCAGCCGCUGAUGCGCUCAACGCUGCCGACGUCGCACGGCUUCGUGCCCAAGGGCCCCAAGACGGUGGGGCAUAACCCGCUGCCGCAGUCCCAGAAGUCGCAAUUUGUGACCAAUUUUGAGUUUGUGGGCACCAUGGACGACGCGCCCUACCUGUGCGUCAAGCACAGCAUUGCGUGGCGGGCGGAGGUGCUCGGCGGCGAGCAGCGGAUUCGCGAGGAGCUGACCCAGUUGGCGCGGAGCGGCGGGAAGAAGGCGGCUGAGAUCCUCGGGACCAAGAUUCUUGACAAUGGCUCGCAGUCGCUCACGCGGUGCUCAAUGGUUAAUGUCGCCCUUCCUCUGGCGGUUGGGCCUGAGGAGGGCAAGCCGCCUCUCGAGGGCGAGCUGGCUGCAUUGCCUGCGAUUCCUCAGAGUGAGACGGCGGCAGCGAUGAAAUGGUUUUUGGAAACACUGAUGGACGAGUACAAGACGUUCGUCGCGUUGUAUGCGUACGGCGGCCGCUGGUGGGCACGAUUGAGCGCCCAAGUGUAUUUGGAGAUGGAUGACUUUGAGUGGGCGGGAAAGACGCUGAAGGAGGUGUGCGAGCGGACAGCCAAGGGCGAAUAUAAGCAGUAA